AGGACUCCCCCCACACACGUUGAUCCAUUCAUCCAUUUCUUCACUCAAUCCGCAUCCAUUCCGUUGUGUUCGAGGAGAGCUUCUCUCGGAAAAUGGGCAGAAUUUCUUCUCCACACUGUAGCCAGGGCCGUUCCGACGCGGCGGCGGGCGGCGGCGGAGCCGGAGCCGCCGAGAUCAUGUUGUUCGGAGUGAGAGUCAACGUUGAUCCGAUGAGGAAAAGCGUCAGUAUGAACAAUCUCUCUGAUUACGAGCCUGCUGAUAGCAAAAUCGAUCCGACCAAUCUCGCUGCGGAGAUUCCGAAAAGCGUUGCGCCGGAAGAAGGAAUCGGCGCCAGCGCCGGCGGUGGUGGUGGUGGAUACGCCUCCGCGGAUGACGCCGCCUUGCCGCAGGCGUCGAACGGUAGCCGCGAGCGGAAACGAGGAGUUCCAUGGACCGAGGAAGAACACAAAUUGUUCCUAAUCGGAUUACAGAAGGUUGGAAGGGGUGAUUGGAGAGGAAUCUCCCGGAACUAUGUUAAGACUAGAACGCCAACACAAGUUGCUAGUCAUGCCCAGAAAUACUUCCUCCGCCGGAGCAAUCUGACUCGCCGGCGCCGCCGUACAAGCCUCUUUGACAUCACCACUGAUUCGGUCACUGCUGUCUCUAUUGAAGAGAACAAGAACCAUCAAGAGAGCAUGACCCACCCCAUAGUGUCCCAACCCACACACCCUCUACCUGUCGGCGGAUUCCCGAUCACACCUUUCUGUGCUCCGGGCGCACCCGUUUUAUUCUCAAUGCAAGGCGGGAAUUCGAUGGAUAAUUCAAGAGUUCUUCCCCCGGCCCCGAUUCUACCCACAAUUCCAACAUCCUCACCAAUGCUGGAUCUCAACCUAAACCUCGGAUCAACCGGUCAAAACCGAUCGUCGUCGACAGCUUUCUUUGGCUUGAAAAAUGGAGGUAACAGCAUAAGUGUUGCUUGAGGAAAAUGAAAUAAAAAUGAAGAAGAAAAAAAAGUUAAGUAUUAAUUAAAAGGUAAGUAGGAAAAGAACAUGAUCCAUGUAAUAAUAAUACUUUGGAAUGGGUGAAUCAUUUGAAGAAGACAUAGAGAUUCUAGCAGAUAAUUAAUACUGUUUUUUUGGGUAGAAAAAAACCAAUGUUUUUUUUUUUUUUUCCAUUGUACAGACCUGAGUAAAAACUACCUCAUGUUUGUAUUUGUGUUGGUUUCUUGGCUGCCUUUGUUUGGUGUUUGUUUAUGAUUAUAGUUUUUUUUCUUGUUUGAUU
Molecule: messenger RNA, 1260 nt
Organism: Andrographis paniculata
Lineage: Eukaryota; Viridiplantae; Streptophyta; Magnoliopsida; Lamiales; Acanthaceae
Product: transcription factor MYB1R1
Exons: 3
Coding region: 93-959 (288 amino acids)
Biological process (GO): response to ethylene; response to auxin; response to gibberellin
Molecular function (GO): DNA binding
Source: RefSeq, a predicted model, not a curated record